Bubalus bubalis (water buffalo) is the source of this 3101-nucleotide messenger RNA. RefSeq names its product parathyroid hormone 1 receptor (gene PTH1R). The coding region runs from base 1175 to 2953 and encodes 592 amino acids. The record is from RefSeq and is a predicted model, not a curated record. Gene Ontology annotation, molecular function: parathyroid hormone receptor activity; peptide hormone binding; G protein-coupled peptide receptor activity. Lineage: Eukaryota; Metazoa; Chordata; Mammalia; Artiodactyla; Bovidae. The transcript has 15 exons. Gene Ontology annotation, cellular component: plasma membrane. Gene Ontology annotation, biological process: adenylate cyclase-activating G protein-coupled receptor signaling pathway; intracellular calcium ion homeostasis; cell surface receptor signaling pathway.
GUGGGGAGGGUGACUCCCGGCCCGACCCGGGCGGGCGGGAGGGCUGGUUUGUCUCGGGGUCGGCGGCGCCUCUUCCAAGCCCCGUGGAGCCGUCAGCCCCGCGCCGCUCGGCUCCGUGGCUUUUUUGGAAACUUGCAAAUGUUUUCGUAGAGAGAAAAGGGGGAGGGGAAGGAAGGAGCGAGGGAGUGACCGAAACGGAGCUCGGGGCUGCUGGAGGAACGGAGGCCAAGGCCGGGGGAGCUAGAGACGGACUGACAGACAGGCAGACAGACCGAGCGUCCCGGCCGCAGGCGCGCUCUAGCGGCGCGGGCGCAGGCGGGGCUCCGGCCGAGGAUGGAGAGGGAGUUGCCCGAGCCCGCCGCCGACGGGAUGGGGUUGAAGGGGCCGAGGGGCGAGGAGCUGGCGGCCUGAUCCUCGAAGGGCUCAGCGUCGUUGCAAAGUUGGGCUUGAGUAUCCAAGCUGCACGCCCGGAGCUGCGCAAAACGCGCCCCCUGCCCCGCCCCGCCCCCCGACUUGCGCUAGCCGCGGAGCUAAAAAUAACAGUCCCGUUCGCCCCCCGCAGACCGCGACCCCAACCCCUCCCCCGACCCCUCCCCCACUGGGCGUGGGGGCAAAGCCACAGCUCCCAGUUCCCCAAAAGAAAAAAAAAGAAAGAAAAGGCGGCGCGGGGUGGGGGUGGGGGGGGGGAGGGGGGCGGGCCGGGGGCGGGGGGCCCGGCCAUAUGGAUGUGAUUUCUCCGCUCGGAGGCAGACGGGCAGCUCCGCAGCUCUCGGCGCCCGCCCGCCGCCCGCCCGGCCCCCGGCUGCCUCCCUUCUUCCCUCCCUCUCUCUCUCUCCUUUGCGCUCGCUCGCUAGCCCUCCGCGCAUGGGCCCCGCGCCGGGCCCCGGGGCCUCGGGCCGCCGGGCCUCCGGGGUCCCCUAGGCCGUGGCGUGGGCGGGGCAGCCCGGCCUGACGCAGCUCUGUACCCCACCACCACCACCACCACCAGGGCCGGCGGCGGCGGCUGCCCCGAGGGACGGGGCCCUAGGCGGUGGCGAUGGGGGCCGCCCGGAUCGCGCCCGGCCUGGCGCUCUUGCUCUGCUGCCCAGUGCUCAGCUCCGCAUACGCGCUGGUGGAAAGCUAAGGCACACGGGUUAAACAACUGUACCAAAGAUACAAAGCCAGUUGGUGGUGGAUGCGGGAUUCACGGUCCAGUGCUGGUGGCAGAACCUCCUUAGAUGAGAGGGUGCAGGUGCAGGGAGCUGUGAUGGCAUCCCAGGUGGAUGCAGAUGACGUCAUGACCAAAGAGGAGCAGAUCUUCCUGCUGCACCGUGCCCAGGCCCAAUGUGAGAAGCGGCUCAAAGAAGUCCUGCAGAGGCCAGCCGACAUAAUGGAAUCAGACAAAGGAUGGGCCUCUGCGUCCACAUCAGGGAAGCCCAAGAAAGAGAAGCCAUCUGGGAAGCUCCACCCUGAGUCCGAGGAGGACAGGGAGGUGCCCACUGGCAGCAGGCCCCGAGGGCGCCCCUGCCUGCCGGAGUGGGACCACAUCCUGUGCUGGCCGCUGGGGGCUCCAGGGGAGGUGGUGGCCAUGCCCUGUCCCGACUACAUUUAUGACUUCAAUCACAAAGGCCAUGCCUACCGCCGCUGUGACCGCAAUGGCAGCUGGGAGCUGGUGCCUGGGCACAACCGCACGUGGGCCAACUACAGCGAGUGCGUCAAGUUCCUGACCAAUGAGACGCGCGAACGGGAGGUGUUUGACCGCCUGGGCAUGAUCUACACCGUGGGCUACUCCGUCUCGCUGGCAUCUCUCACCGUGGCGGUCCUCAUCCUGGCCUACUUUAGGAGGCUGCAUUGCACACGCAAUUACAUCCACAUGCAUCUGUUCCUGUCCUUCAUGCUUCGCGCCGUGAGCAUCUUCGUCAAGGACGCGGUUCUCUACUCGGGCACCGCCCUCGACGAGGCUGAGCGCCUCACGGAGGAAGAGCUGCGCGCCAUCGCCCAGGCACCGCCGCCGCCCGCCGCCGCCGCCGGCUACGUGGGCUGCCGGGUGGCUGUGACCUUCUUCCUUUACUUCCUGGCCACCAACUACUACUGGAUUCUGGUGGAGGGGCUGUAUCUGCACAGCCUCAUCUUCAUGGCCUUCUUCUCAGAGAAGAAGUACCUCUGGGGCUUCACAGUCUUCGGCUGGGGUCUGCCUGCCAUCUUCGUGGCUGUGUGGGUUGGUGUGAGAGCUACCCUGGCCAACACCGGGUGCUGGGAUCUCAGCUCCGGGAACAAGAAGUGGAUCAUCCAGGUGCCCAUCCUGGCCUCCAUUGUGCUCAACUUCAUCCUCUUCAUCAACAUCGUCCGGGUUCUCGCCACCAAGCUGCGAGAGACCAAUGCUGGCCGGUGUGACACGCGGCAGCAGUACCGGAAGCUGCUCAAAUCCACACUGGUGCUCAUGCCGCUCUUCGGCGUCCACUACAUCGUCUUCAUGGCCACGCCGUACACCGAGGUCUCAGGGACGCUCUGGCAAGUCCAGAUGCACUACGAGAUGCUCUUCAACUCCUUCCAGGGAUUUUUUGUUGCCAUCAUAUACUGUUUCUGCAAUGGCGAGGUACAGGCUGAGAUCAAGAAAUCCUGGAGCCGCUGGACACUGGCACUGGACUUCAAGCGCAAGGCACGCAGCGGGAGCAGCAGCUACAGCUACGGUCCGAUGGUGUCUCACACAAGCGUGACCAAUGUAGGGCCCCGCACGGGACUUGGCCUGCCCCUCAGCCCCCGCCUGCUGCCCGCGGCCACCACCAAUGGCCACCCCCCGCUGCCUGGCCACACCAAGUCAGGGUCCCCGGCUCUCCAGGCCACACCACCUGCCGUGGCUGCUCCUAAGGAAGAUGGAUUCCUCAAUGGCUCCUGCUCGGGGCUGGAUGAGGAGGCCUGUGCGCCAGAGAGGCCACCUGUCCUGCUGCAGGAGGAGUGGGAGACAGUUAUGUGAUCAGGGACCCGAGGGUUGGACCUGUGGACAUGAGCGUGGACAGGCGGACCAAGAGACGGGUUGUUGGACAGUUGCCCACUCAGGGCUGGGACUGGGAGGACAAAACAGGAAAAAAAAAAAAAAAACAAACAAGAAAAGGGAAAAGGAA